Messenger RNA from Caenorhabditis angaria, 1677 nucleotides. The record is from the annotation of a GenBank genome assembly. NCBI's taxonomy places the organism in Eukaryota, Metazoa, Nematoda, Chromadorea, Rhabditida, Rhabditidae.
AUGUCCAAAGAAAUCGCUCGCGAAACCGAAUCGCUGCGACGCGUCGCCUUCUUCGGCGUCGCCAUCUCAACCAUCGCCACCCUAACUGCCAUCAUUGCCGUUCCGAUGUUGUACAACUAUGUUCAACACGUUCAAUCGUCGCUGAAGUCCGAGGUGGAGUUCUGUCAGCAUAGAUCCGAUGGAUUGUGGGAUGAAUAUAAGCGGGUGAGUUCUGGAUUUGGGGUGGAUUUUGCGGAUUUUUUGAGUCUAGAUAAGCCUAACACCUAGGCCUAUUUAGGCUCAAAAAUUGCAAAUUUUUGGGGCCUUAAAUGGCUAAGCCUAAGCCUAAAAGCCCUUAAGGGUUUUGAGGCCUUUUAGGCUGAGACUAGGGUCUUUCAGGCCUUGAAAAUUGGCAAUUUUUGAGCCUGAAAAGCCUAAACCUAGGCCCAAAAGGUCCCUAAGCGUCUCUAAGUCUAAGCCCAAAACCUAGGCCUAUUUAGGCUCAAAAAUCGCAAAUUUUUAGGCCUUAAAAGCCUAAGCCUAAGCCUAUGCUUAGAUUCAAAGCCUAAACGAGUUUUGAGGCCUUUUGGGCUAAGGCUUAGGCUUUUUAGGCCCUGAAAAUCGCAAAUUUUUGGGCUUGACAAGCUUAAGCCUAAUCUUAGCCUUAUCUAGGCCUAAAUAGCCUAUACCUAAGCCGAAAAGACCCCCAAGCUUCACUAAGCCUUUAAAAAUCGAAAAUUGUUGAGCCUUAAAAGCCUAAGCCUAAUCUUAGCCUUAUCUAGACCGAAAUAACCUAAACCUACGCCCAAAAGGCCCCUAAGCUUCUCUAAGCCUAAGCCCAAAACCUAGGCUUAUUUAGGCUCAAAAAACUGCAAAUUUUCAGGUCUUAAAAGCCCUAGCCUAGGCUUAGGCUUAGGCUUAUCUAGGCUCAAAAAAAGCCCCAUUUUCCAGUUCUCCUCCAACUCCGACUCUCGUCUCAAACGCGAAGCCUACAAACAUUCCGGAAUCGCCACUUCCGGCACCAGAAAUCACCAAAAACGUCAAUCAUACGGUAGUGAUGACGUGGCAGUUGGCGGAUUCUCCGCGGGCUCUUCCGCUUCCGGACAAUGUUGCUCUUGCGGAACCGGAGAAGCCGGGCCAGCCGGGCCACCAGGAUCCGAUGGUCAGCCAGGAAAUGAUGGGCAGCCCGGAGCUCCAGGGCAACCAGGAAAUGAUGCCAGUUCUGAUGCCGUCCCAGAUGCCUCGCAAUUCUGCUUCGAUUGUCCAGCCGGGCCACCAGGAGCCCCAGGAAGCCCAGGGCCAAAGGGGCCAUCAGGCCAACCCGGACAACCAGGACAAUCCGGAGGGGCUUCACUUCCAGGGCCACCAGGACCACCAGGACCAGCUGGAGCACCAGGAGGUCCAGGAGGACCAGGCCAGCCUGGACAACCUGGACAAGCUGGGCAAGUUAUUGAUGUACCGGGCACUCCAGGCCCAGCUGGACCAGCCGGACCACCAGGACCACCGGGAGCACCAGGAGCACCAGGACAGCCAGGAGCUGGAAGUCAACCAGGAGCCCCAGGGCCACAAGGAGAUGCGGGAGCACCGGGAGCACCGGGACAACCUGGAGCACCAGGAGGUCCGGGAGAGGAUGGUCCGGAUGGGGAUGAGGGAGCUUGCGAUCAUUGUCCACCACCAAGAACUGCGCCAGGAUAUUAG